GAGACCACGGAAGCAACGUCGUGUACGUAUCUGCAUAUACCUUUGCUCUGUUGUAUACGUCCAUCGCAGUUCUACAACAGCGGACGUGCAUACACUAACACUCGGCACCUAAAUAUUCCAAAAAGAUAUGACUUCGGAAGUACUACGUCCGACCGUCAGUAUGGAUGCUAUCACUAACCCGUCGAAACCACUACAGUGCAGCAGCAUGCUCUCCCCACCGCUACACCGAGGCAACUCCGCCGUAUCAAAAGCCAGCGCCUACUCCAUAGACAGUAUACUGGGAAAUCGACCGUCUUCUCCGCCACGUUCCCCUCUCUCCCGGUCACCCCAAAUAACAUUGAGCAACAUGGAAAACAGGCUAGGCGAGGCAGCGAGUCCGGCCGCGACCGAGUCACGGUCCGAAACGGACCGGUGUGCUGUGAAUGACGAGCGAGCAACGCCGCCGCUAAACCGUGGAUGUACACCAGCAAUCGACGAUGUCGAAGCGAAAACACCCUCAAGAAGCGUUAGUGGUUCCCCGGUUUGUGAACACUUAUUGGACGAGAGUAUUGAGGCGAGUUCCAAAGACGGCGACGAUCAAAAACUAGAACCAAAUUCGGAACAAGAUAGCCCGUCGGAGAAACCACGAAAAGUACGACGCAGUCGCACAACGUUCACCACCUACCAGUUGCACCAAUUAGAAAGGGCUUUUGAAAAAACACAGUACCCGGAUGUAUUCACUCGAGAAGAACUCGCUCUCCGAUUGGACCUCAGCGAAGCCAGAGUACAGGUGUGGUUUCAGAACAGGAGGGCAAAAUGGCGGAAGAGAGAGAAAGCACUCGGCAGAGAGAGUCCAAAUUUCCUAUCUCCAUACAAUGGCGACUUGAGCCCCGUCUCUGAACUAAAUGCUCAUUAUUCAAGUGCUGAAAGAUUGUGGGCAAACAAUUUAGUCGCCAAUUUGCCGUAUUUGACCGGUGUAGGUCCGAUGCAGGCACUCACCACUCCUCGGGGGCCGUUUCUUCCAGCGCCGGCGCCCUAUUUCCACGGUAAAUCAAUUGAUGGACUCCUGGCCAAUUACAUGUGUAAUGGUCUCCCAGGCAGUUUGCUGACGGCGGCGGCGACGUCUUCCGCGUCGCUUCACCAGCUGUCUUCGCCACAUUCCUCACUGCCAGUCAGCGCGGUCUCACCGAUAGAUAUAGCAGAUGCAUACGGAAUAAGAAAAUCAAGUAUAGACGCUUUAAGGCUGAAAGCCAAAGAACAUUCGACGACGUCGCUCGACAGUUCCUAA
Molecule: messenger RNA, 1267 nt
Organism: Saccoglossus kowalevskii
Lineage: Eukaryota; Metazoa; Hemichordata; Enteropneusta; Harrimaniidae
Product: aristaless-related homeobox protein A
Biological process (GO): regulation of transcription by RNA polymerase II
Molecular function (GO): RNA polymerase II transcription regulatory region sequence-specific DNA binding; DNA-binding transcription factor activity, RNA polymerase II-specific
Source: RefSeq, a predicted model, not a curated record